This is a messenger RNA of Peromyscus maniculatus bairdii (prairie deer mouse), 1583 nucleotides long. RefSeq names its product solute carrier family 25 member 19 (gene Slc25a19). NCBI's taxonomy places the organism in Eukaryota, Metazoa, Chordata, Mammalia, Rodentia, Cricetidae. The record is from RefSeq and is a predicted model, not a curated record. Gene Ontology annotation, biological process: transmembrane transport.
CAUGCAUCGAUUGGGCCAUAGGCGGCCAGAAGCUGCGCCGUGAUUGGCCCAGCAGCCCAUCAGUUACUGGCAAGUGCAGUUAAGUUUUGCUGUUGGGCUACACUGAGGGAGAACUGAGCUUGUAGAGCCCUGCGGACCUGCGGACCUGCCGCCUCAGCUCGAUACUCAUGGACGUUGGAUGGACUAGCGGCAGGGAUGGUCGGCUAUGAUGCCAAAGCAGAUGGCAGGAAUAACUCCAAGUUGGAGGUGGCGGUGGCAGGAUCGGUGUCUGGAUUUGUCACUCGUGCCUUGAUCAGCCCCUUGGACGUCAUCAAGAUCCGUUUCCAGCUUCAGAUUGAACGCCUGUGUCCAAGUGACCCCAACGCCAAAUACCACGGAAUCUUCCAGGCGAUCAAGCAGAUUCUGCAGGAGGAGGGCCCAACGGCGUUCUGGAAAGGACACGUUCCAGCCCAGAUUCUGUCCAUAGGCUAUGGAGCAGUCCAAUUUCUGUCAUUUGAAGAGCUGACUGAACUGCUCCACAGAGCCAACUUGUAUGAAACUCACCAGUUCUCAGCACACUUUGUAUGUGGCGGCCUGUCUGCCGGCACAGCCACCCUUGCUGUGCAUCCUGUGGAUGUCCUGCGUACCCGCCUCGCAGCUCAGGGGGAGCCCAAGAUCUAUAACAACCUGCGGGAGGCUGUGUCGACCAUGUACAGGACCGAGGGCCCCUUGGUCUUCUACAAAGGCUUGCUUCCCACCGUGAUCGCCAUCUUCCCCUACGCGGGCCUGCAGUUCUCCUGCUACCGGUCCUUGAAGCGUGCCUACGACUGGGUCCUCCCGCCAGAUAGAAAGCAAACAGGGAACCUGAAAAACCUACUUUGUGGCUGUGGGUCUGGAGUCAUUAGCAAGACCCUCACAUAUCCCCUGGACCUCUUCAAGAAGCGCCUGCAGGUGGGAGGGUUCGAGCAUGCCCGGUCUGCCUUUGGUCAGGUGCGGAGCUACAGGGGCCUCCUGGACCUCACCAAGCAGGUGCUCCACGAUGAAGGCACCAAGGGCUUCUUCAAGGGCCUGUCGCCCAGCCUGCUGAAGGCUGCCCUCUCCACGGGCUUCAUGUUCUUCUGGUACGAGCUCUUCUGUAACCUGUUCCACUGUAUGAGGAUCGAAGACAGAUAGCUGUGAGGGCAGGAGGGGCCGAAGGUCUGCCCUGGAGGCGCCUCUCCCAACAAGACUUGUUCUGAGCUCAUACUGAACAAUGGCUGCUGCCUGGUUGGCCUUCUAGGCCAGCUGUCCUGAGCAUGAAGGGUCGUCCACAGCCGAUGGCGGACGGGCCAGGGCCUUUUCUGAAGAGAACACAGAGAAGGGAGUGCUUGGGCUACAGAGACACCGAGGAGGAGGAGCCUGGUGUUGUUCCUCCUCUGUCCAGCCAGCCUCUGCUUUGUAGUCCUGGUUCUGGGGAGAAGCCCCCCAGUCCUAGUAAGAGCACAGCUUGAGCACACAGGGGUAGGACUGGGCUCUUUGCAGAAUUCUAACCCCCACAACUUGGUUUGUUUCUCCUGCCAACUUAUUUAAUAGACAUUAAAGCAAAAGGCACAUUCCUCAUCUCA